GGGAAAGAUUGAAAGAAAGUGGGUAUUGUGGGAAAAAUGAAUGAGAGGUUGGGCAAUCUGGGAAUGGAUUCAUAACUCCUGCAAGGCUGCAAACUAGGCCUCUUAGCAUGUCUUGAAAAUAGCAAAAUCUUUUAUUUUUCUUGUACAUGCUUCUUUUUAACUGUCAUUCUUCUUGUUCUUUGAGUAAAGUUGGAUAGUCAUGGGGGAAGAAGUUCAUGGGGGAUGGUCACCCACCGGAGCUCCGAUGAGUUUACAAAGAGAUGACCACUGGAGGCAUUUUGGUAACUCAGUUAAUGCGGUGUCUUGUGGGUUUGUUGCUACUGCUAUUCUCAUUUUAAUGUUUCUUGUUAUGGCCAUUUUUGAGAGGUUUCUUAGAACCACUUCGCCGGAAAUGUCACCGUCCGGUGACCGGAGUCAUUUGGAUAUGGUUUCCCAAAUGGGGUUUCAUGGAAAGCUCAGUUACCCAUCACCCAAGAUUCCUACAAGGGCGACUGAAGUUUCAGUCUUGAUGCCCGGAGAAGCUAUUCCCACAUUCAUUGCACAGCCUGCUCCUGUCCCUUGUCCCCUGGAACGUGUACCAUGGCCUCCCCAUAAUCAUAUAUAAUUUCAAGGUUUGUACACUAUUCUGGAUCCUGGAAUCAAGUUGACCAGAGCUAUGACUGCGUUGGUGUAGAUUCAUCAGUAAGCAUUUUAGCAUCAAGUUUAGCCUGCAUCUUUGUAAUUUUAUCCUUCAUGUGUACAUAUUUUGAUGAGGAGGUAUGUAAUGGACUUGGAUAGAUAAUUAUUCAUUGGGUUUGCAGGUGCCAUUCAAUACAAAACUGGACUUUUUUUUUGCUC
Messenger RNA from Daucus carota subsp. sativus, 837 nucleotides. RefSeq lists its product as uncharacterized. The transcript is spliced from 2 exons. The record is from RefSeq and is a predicted model, not a curated record. Lineage: Eukaryota; Viridiplantae; Streptophyta; Magnoliopsida; Apiales; Apiaceae. Bases 200 to 604 code for a protein of 134 amino acids.